AUGGGGCAGGUGCAUUAUUAUUUCCUCUUUGCCUGUGUUGCUGUAGGGUACUUCAGUAUGGUGAGCGCUACGGGCUUCGUCAUCAACCGGACACCCCUGAGGGUCACAGCGGUGAAUGGCUUCUCCUGGGCUAACUGCGAUAGUGAAGGUCUGCCUGGGAAAAUACAUACUCUCACUGUUCUCCCCGACCCGCUGUCCAUCCCUGGAGAGAUCACAGUAUCUACUAUCCUGAAUACUACGGUUGAGCUGAACUCCCCCGUCACAGUGAAAGUCACUGCAGAGAAGGAGUUUAUGCAUGAAUGGAUAAAGAUUCCUUGCCUAGAUGACGUUGGCAGCUGCACUUAUGAUGACAUUUGUGACGUUUUGGAUCAGCUAAUUCAGCCAGGGCAGCCAUGUCCAGAACCCCUUCAUAGCUACGGAUUACCCUGCCACUGCCCCUUCCAGUCAGGUUCCUAUUAUUUCCCUGUUACCAGCUUCUACGUCCCAGAUAUACCUCUGCCGUCUACGUUUACUAGCGGCAAUUAUCGUGUCACUGUUGUUCUGAGCCAUGGAGUCCAGGAAAUUGGAUGUGCCAAAAUCACUUUUUCUUUAGCUUCAUCUUUUUCCCAUUGGGUGUAA
Messenger RNA from Staurois parvus, 618 nucleotides. Lineage: Eukaryota; Metazoa; Chordata; Amphibia; Anura; Ranidae. The record is from the annotation of a GenBank genome assembly.